AUUGGAGUGGUAAUUAAUGUCUAUUUUUUGCGCGUGUUCUGUCUCUCCUAUAUUACUUGUAAGCAAAUCCUUAACUCAAAACCCUGGCUUUAAUCUCGUCAUUGACCGUUCUGUGAUCUUCUGCUGACAUUAUCAAGUUGCUCUUUUUCCACACAAGUAAAGGAGUUGGUGAACAUUUUUGAAGCUAAAUACUAACAGAAAUGCUGGAAAAUGCUGCCAUAGAUUCACCAGCCACCCCCAACAUUGCUACCUUUAAACGUUAUGCCCCUCCCAAUCACCGGAAUCGUUCACUUGGUAGACGAAAAUCCGGAGGAGACCGACUAGAACGAGUCAACAGCAAUAGUAAUGAUGGAGAGAAGAAUCAAAUUAGUGCCUCUAGGUCAACAUCUUCUGACGAUGCUAUUGGCAGAUAUCAAGUAAAUGAGAAUCAUCGGACAGGGUUAAUACCGCUAGAAGGAUGUUCUAGCAGUGAUGCUUUUCAGCUUCUAAAUAACCGUUGGAUGGCUGCUUUGGGUGCUUACAAUAAUUUACCAUAUGAUUCUUCUGAAAGGCCAGUUAUGUACACAAAAAGAUCACCCUGGGGGCAAUCUAUGCUUCCGCACCAGUUAACGUCACAAGCUGGAGCUGUAUCUUCUCCUGGACCACAGAAGGACUUUUUAAGCGAGCUUCGUCUUGCAAUGCAUGGUGCAAGUGUUAGUCCCGACGCCUAAUUAUUACCUUCAAGUGCCAAAACUUUUCCAAAAUUAGGCAGUUUCAAAGCGUUUGCGAUGUAACGUUAAGAUGCUUCUUGUAAGUUAUUAUCAUUAUCACCCUGAUAAACUGCUUGCUUAAGAAGACAGCAUCUGAUUGCACCAUGACCAUUGGAAAUUUUGCACUCUUCCUUGUGUGUGUGUGUUUGUUGCAUUCAAAUGAUGGCCAGGAUAACCCCUCCUCCUUUGCAGUGUAACUUUUUAAUGUGACACUGAGUAUUGCCUUAAUGCUGUAUGUUUGAUGAGAUGCUACAAUUUAUAAGCCUCAGUU
Lycium ferocissimum is the source of this 1020-nucleotide messenger RNA. RefSeq lists its product as uncharacterized. Bases 201 to 710 code for a protein of 169 amino acids. The transcript has 6 exons. The record is from RefSeq and is a predicted model, not a curated record. Lineage: Eukaryota; Viridiplantae; Streptophyta; Magnoliopsida; Solanales; Solanaceae.